Gracilinanus agilis (Agile Gracile Mouse Opossum) is the source of this 1689-nucleotide messenger RNA. It is a transcript of the gene SIPA1, whose product is annotated as signal-induced proliferation-associated 1. The record is from RefSeq and is a predicted model, not a curated record. Gene Ontology annotation, molecular function: GTPase activator activity. Gene Ontology annotation, cellular component: plasma membrane; cytoplasm; Golgi apparatus. Gene Ontology annotation, biological process: establishment of epithelial cell polarity; epithelial cell morphogenesis; activation of GTPase activity. The coding region runs from base 1 to 1323 and encodes 440 amino acids. The transcript is spliced from 11 exons. Lineage: Eukaryota; Metazoa; Chordata; Mammalia; Didelphimorphia; Didelphidae.
AUGGGGGGCUGGGGCCGGGGCCCCUCCCCGAGGCGGAGCCAAGGGCGCCGGGCAGGGAGCGGCGCAGGCGGUUCGGCUGGCUCUCAGUGGCGGGGAGCAAGGGGGGACCCCGAAGAGGAAGGCUGUGCUCGCCGGACCAGCCACGCUGCCUGCCAGGGCCUCGCUGCCGCCGUGCUGGGGACCCCCGGCCCACCCCAGCAGACAGAUGAGCCUCCCCCCCUGAUGGGCCUGGACCUUGGACGCCAGAAGGCCCCGUGUCCCGCCACCCUUCGCCUGUCUUGGGGUACCCACAGGAAGUCUGGGCGCACCCCCUUCCCUUCCGUCCUCUCGGUGCGGGAGGCAACGGCCGGCCUGAGGCCCGGAGCCCGACUCCUGAGGGUCUGUGGCCGCCCCCUGCCCCGCCUGGGCCCCGGGGCUGCCACAGCCCUCCUGCGCUCAGCCCCCAAAGUCUGCGUCACCGUCCUGCUUCCUGACGAGAGUGGCCGGCCUCGAAGGAGUUUCUCUGAGCUCUAUGAGAUGUCACUGCAGGAACCUGGCCGCAGGGGGCUCCAAGGGCCCGGGUCCGAGGGGUCCCCAGGAGCAGGUCUGCUCCCAGUGACAGUCCAGAUGCUUCAUAGUCUGUGCCUACAGGAUGGGUCCCCGGCACCCGGGCCCCUUCCGGGCCUCACGGAGGAGAGGACCGAGUUCCUGCACAGCCAGAGUGGUCACUCUCCCCUAAGCACCCUGGCAGACAGGGUCCCAGUCCUGCCAGAUGCCACCCCAGACCUUCUCUUAGUUGCCACCCCUAAGCCCCCCCAGCCUGAUCAGACCAGGGAUGUGACUCCAGACAAGGCUCUCCCCGAUAGCUCUGCUGGACAAGAGGCUCUGGAGAACCCAACCCCGCUUCCCAGAGAGCUGAGUGACUCCUUCCUGCCCCGGACCCUCUCCUUAAGGAAUUCUAUCAGCAAGAUCCUGUCUGAGGCUGGAAGCGAGCCCCUGGAAGAGGAAUGGAAAUCCAUCUCUGAGAUCGCUUCUACCUGCAACAGCAUCCUGGAGGCUCUCUCCCAGGAGGGCCAGCAGGUGCCGGAGAGUGGAGAUCCCAGGGAAGCCCCGAAAGCUGAGACCGACCCGUCCCCUGGAAGCCUGUCCGAGAAGGUCUCCCACCUGGAGAACAUGCUGAAGAAGCUCCAGGAUGACCUGCAGAAGGAGAAGGCAGACAAGGCGGCUCUGCAGGAGGAGGUUCGCAACCUGAGACACAACAACCGACGGCUCCAGGCAGAGUCCCAGAGUGCAGCCGCCCGCCUGCUCAGGGCCUCCCAGCAACUGGGCACCCCGGGCCCCUGACCCCCACCCCCACGGCCGAGCCCACGACCUGCCACCGGACACGGGAGGCCCCCUCGUCCCCGGAUCUCCUCCCGCAUCGCCUGAGCCCAGGCCGCUCUCGUGCUGGCACUCGGUGCCCUUUCCAUCCGGCCCGAGAGGGGAAAGUGUGCCCUGUGGCUGCCCUUCCUGGAAACCUCAGGGACUUGUUGGAAGGGGGUCCAGCCCGCGUGUCCUCUGAAGCGAAGCCCCCCAAUCCCUGGCCCUUCUAAGGACCCCCAACCUGUCUGUAAAUUCUGUUCGGCCCAGGAGUCCUCAGUGUGACGAGUAAAGGCUGGCCCCGACCCCGCUAGCCACGGACAACCGAGGGCCACAGGGACCUGGAGGGGG